Eupeodes corollae is the source of this 2966-nucleotide messenger RNA. RefSeq names its product protein lin-54 homolog (gene mip120). Gene Ontology annotation, biological process: regulation of DNA-templated transcription. Gene Ontology annotation, cellular component: nucleus. Lineage: Eukaryota; Metazoa; Arthropoda; Insecta; Diptera; Syrphidae. The transcript has 6 exons. The record is from RefSeq and is a predicted model, not a curated record. The coding region runs from base 131 to 2587 and encodes 818 amino acids.
AAAUGAGAAAUUGAAAAUUCUUCUUCAUUUUGGAUCUGGCUAGCGAUCGUUGUGGAAUCCAGUUCAGAAUACAGCACUAUUUAAAAACUAAGUAAAAAGCGGGAACAAGUCACCAAUAAUCCUUUAAAAUAUGGAAAAAGAUGAAGUGGACCUUAAAAAUAAUGAAAUAAGUUUAGAAGAUAUCUUAAAGUCAGAUGAAGAUGAUGCUGGUGACAGCAAAGAUAACAUGACAGAAGAAGAUUUUGAAAACGAACUAGAAAUUGAAGAUCAACCAGAAGAAGACGAUGAAAUUGAAGAAGAACAUGAUGAUAACACAAAUGGUUUUGAGGAAGAUUAUAAUUAUGACGAAGAAAUCGGAAGUAAGGAAGAAGAAAAGAAAAUACAGACAAAACGACAACUAAAUGAGAAAUGCAUUUUGCAAAAUCCGCAAACUAAAACUAUAACCAUUGUUCGCAAAGAUAUCAAAAAAUCCGCCGCGUCUUCAUCGACAUACAGAAACUAUGGAACACAACCUACCAUCUUGAACAAUAUGAUGCAAAAUAAGGUUUUAGGAUCUUCAUCAGGUUUUAUAAGGAUUGCUCCGAGAUCAACUACAGUCACCAAUACUUCAUCUUCAUCAUCAUCAAUGACAACCGUUGCCAAAAAUGCAAAUGGCAAAAUAAUAUACUUACAGAGACCGGGAGGUAAAACUGUCCCUGUUCGUGUUCCAACCACUAUAACAACAAAUACUCCCACAUCCAAUCCAUCAAAGCAGACACUUGCAAUUCAUGUUAUGCGCAAUGCGGAGGGUAAUUUUGUUCCCUACAAAUCAGGUAAGGAUGUCAAUGUCCCAAACGCCAUGCCGGGGAACAAUAAACUAACUGCAAGUCCUGGAGGCGGAAAAGUACUCGUGAAAGCUCCAAUAAAAGCUCUUCCUAACUCUACUACGCAGUCGGGAUCAAGAGCAAUGGGUUCAACUGUUAUAUCGUCCGUUGAAUCAAAACCAAAAGUAAGACAAGUUGUAACAACAAGACAAAUUAUGGCGAAUCCAAAUAAUGGAGGUGGCAAGGUAUUGGUUCAAGGUACGUCUGGAAAUGCUCGUCAAGUCAUGGUAUCAGGGAAUAUGAUAAAAUUGUCACCAAACACUUCGAGUGGGCAAUUACAAACUGUUCAGAUACCUGGAAAACCCGGUUUUCAGUACGUUCGGGUAUUGAAUAGCUCGCAGAGCGGAAUGUCUCAGCAUAAAAUUUCCUCAUCUGAUUCUUCGACUACGCACAAGUACACAGUAGUAAACCAGGCUAACAAGCAAUCAAUAGUUGUUAAAUCUCCAUUAACUGACAAGGAUAGGCAAAUAAAAAUGACAACAGUUCCGACUUAUCGUAAAAUAAAUGAUGUAAUAGUACGAACAAAUGAAGGUGGAACACAGAAUUUGGUAAGAACUCAGAAGAUUUCCCAAAUCAAUUCGCAAAUUGGGAGAUUUUGCGGCACAUCGAAUACAAAGAUCCAGAUUAAACCUGAUGCAUCCCAAAAUAAAUGCUUUGUUGUAUCGAAAUCAUCUUUGAUUCGCAAUUCAGUAACUAGUCAAAAUCUGAAAUUAAUGCAACAACGUCAAUCGAUAAUUGACUCCCGUACAGAUACAGCAUCCUCAGCCGUAUCUAGGUCCAAUAUUUCACCUCCACCGGCAAAAAAACUUUAUAGCAUCCUUCGACCAACAAACGCUGAGUCACAACAAUUUAAAUCUGAAGUAAAGGCAGAACCCUUGCCUUCAAAGCAAAAGGCUGAGCCUUUUAUUUCAAAAUAUGGUAAACCAACUACCACUGUUUCAUCUAAUAUUGCUGUUGGCAAAACAACACCUAGGUUAUCGCUGACAGGAACAUCCCCACCACCAUCUGACGACUCUAGCAACGUGACUAUUAGGCGAAAACAUUGUAACUGCACUAAAUCACAGUGUUUGAAAUUGUAUUGUGAUUGCUUUGCUAAUGGAGAAUUCUGUCAAGACUGCAACUGUAAGGAUUGUUUGAACAAUUUGGAAAAUGAAGACGAACGACAAAAGGCUAUACGAAUUUGCCUAGAAAGAAAUCCAAAUUCUUUUAAACCAAAAAUAACAGCUGCUGCCAACGAAAGUGACCAAAGGUUACACAACAAAGGUUGUAAUUGCAAAAGAUCAGGUUGCUUGAAAAACUACUGCGAAUGCUACGAAGCAAAAAUACCAUGUUCAUCUAAUUGCAAAUGUGUUGGAUGUAGAAAUGUAGAUGACCAUCCAGACCUUGACAUGGAUACAAAAAAAUGUCCAAUUUCCACAAAUAUUUCAAGCAAUAGAGGAAAAAGAACAUAUGAAAUGAUAACACCUAAACUUCAGAGUACAUCGGUACUUACACCGGCUGUGACAGCAUCAAUGGUUGCGUCUAGCGGCGCAUCAGUAGAGAAACAACCUUGUAAUUUCAUCACUCAGGAAGUUGUAGAUGCAACCAUACAAUGUUUAAUAGCUCAGGCAGAUGAGUGCGAAAAAGGUGAACUUACACCAUAUCAAACCGAAAAAAUGGUCAUGGAGGAAUUGGGAAGGUGUCUUGUGGAAAUAAUUGACUUUUCGAUUCGUAAUACCGAUUAAAUCUUACACAAUUCCCAAAAAGGUCGAACUAAAGUUAGUGUGUUAAUAGAUAAUAUACAUAUAUAAAUAUAUAUAUAUUUAUAUAUAUAUAGUACGUAUAACAGUUAUUAAUGUUAGUUAAACAAAAUUAACUUUGCAAUUUAUAUUAGUGUAUAAAGCUUUCAAUAUUUAGUUAGUUUUAAAUCAAAAUAAUGGAUGUUUAGCUCCAAUUUUACUUUAUAGUGUUCGUGUUUUUAUUUUAAUUAACCUAGACAUUCUUUUCAAAAGAAAUAACAAAUAUGAUUGAAGUAACAGUACGAUUAUUAAACUGUUUCUAUGUAAGAUAAAUUGUAAUGUUGCGAGGAUUUAACAUUUAUUAAAGAACUAAGUUAGAAAAUAA